UAAUUGGGAGGGCCUAAUAGCAAGGACGGAUCAACUAGAUUUUGAGGGCAUAAAAGAGCAACCAGCGACGUAAGAAAGAGAGAGGUUUGGAUCGAGAGAGAGAGAGAUGAAUAGGAACAAGGGGAAGACGAAGACGAAGAAAACGGAAAAGGAUGAGGUUGAAGAGUUGCUCCAAGCAGCACAGGACGAUAUGCUGCUCGGUCUAUCCGUAGACUCUCACAUAUCCCGCCUUUCUGACGUGGACCGCCGUUUCCAGGCCCUCAAACUCAAGUCUCCGACUCCACCUAAAGUUGCCGAUGCUAAUUCCAGUGCGCCUGCUGUCACAUCGAUUCAAGUGGAUGAAGAGCUCAAAGCAGUCCUCGGAGAUGACCUGUCCACCAGAUUCGCAGCUCUCAAGGCCUCAGUGCCCAUGCCCUCCUCCUCCUCCUCUUCUUCUUCCAUAAUCGCCGCCAGCUCGGCAUUGCACGCUGACUACGACGACGACGACGCUGUUGAUGAAGAUGAUGAAGUUGAAAAGUUGAUACGUUGGGCCAAGGACGCCGCUCGCCUUGACCCUUCUCCACCCUCCGACGAUGAAGAAUGAACAUGGACAGAACGCAUCAUCAAUUUGAGGCUUCAGUGCUUUUCUGUUUCUGUGUAUCAGUCUUUUACUUUGACGAGUGAGACUGGCUUUGUUUGGUUUACACCAAAAGCAUACAUUCUUCUUUGAUUAUAACAACAUCAAAAUUGAACUCCA
Rosa rugosa (rugosa rose) is the source of this 736-nucleotide messenger RNA. RefSeq lists its product as uncharacterized. The record is from RefSeq and is a predicted model, not a curated record. The transcript has a single exon. Bases 107 to 583 code for a protein of 158 amino acids. NCBI's taxonomy places the organism in Eukaryota, Viridiplantae, Streptophyta, Magnoliopsida, Rosales, Rosaceae.